Molecule: messenger RNA, 1357 nt
Organism: Racocetra fulgida
Lineage: Eukaryota; Fungi; Glomeromycota; Glomeromycetes; Diversisporales; Gigasporaceae
Source: the annotation of a GenBank genome assembly
AUGGCACCCAACGAAACUAAGUCUGAAGAUCUUAAAGAAAAAAAGUUUAUUCUUAUGAGAUUGAAGGAAGAAUGGGAGUUGGCGCGACAUAAUUUAACUAAACGAAAAAGUUUAAUGUUAGGACAUGUCUCUGCUGCUUCACUCACCGUAUUAAUUGGAAUAUGUUUAUUCAUAAUUUUGGAAUACAAUGCUACCAAUAAGAUUCUGAAAAUUGCGACGUCGAGUGUCACUGCUGCUGGUGGUGUUUUAGCUCUCAUAAAAGCCAUUAUGGAUAAGGCUACAGCAAACAAAGAACACCUUACAAAAAUGAUUCAAGUCAUAAAGGGUAAUGAAAAAGAAGGUUCACUUCAAGUGAUAGAUAUAAAGGAUGAUGAAUUGAAAGAUAUAAAAACAGAAAGGCAUGAGAACUAUAUAAAAUUUUUAGCUCGUAUUAAUUAUCUUAUCAGGUUAGAAAGAAGAAUUGGUGUAUGGUUCGUUAUCUUAAUGUCAUUACUUGUAAUCAUUUUAGCAAUUAUCACAAUUUUUGUUAGUGUUAGCCCUAUCGAUAUUCCUAUUCCAAAUUUAAGUCAAUACUUGGCUAUAAGCAUAAUCGUGGGUGGAUCAUUAUGGCUUAUCAAUAUAAUCCUAUCACAUUUAAUAGAAUUCUUUGAAAUUUUGUCUGGUUUUCAUUGGGGAUAUGCAGAUAGUGAGAAUGAGAGUGCAGAUGUUAAGAACACUACCUCUCCUGAAGAUGGGAACACUACCUCUUCUGGGGUCGCAAACAAUACCUCUCCUGGGGAUGAAUAUUAUAAAAUUAAUAAAUAUCUUAAAGAUAAUUUAGGAUCAGAGAAACAAAAAGAAAAAGAAGCGGUUUAUUACAGAGCCAGUGUGAUACUAGCUGAGAAAUCUGUCAUAAGAGGUAAACACAAGGAAAUAAAACCUUCAGAGUUUGAAAAGAAACUUUAUGAGACAAUUAACAAACAUACGAAAGAGGAUGUUAAUCUUGAUGAUAUUCUUAAAGAUCUUAAAAAUAGUAAGCACGACAAGAAAAAUCUCAUUAAUAUUGAGAGAAAACUCAUUAUUAAUCUUGCCAAGAAUAUUGCUGACGAAAUUCCAAAUGAAAACAAGGAUAGCCGUAUAUAUCAAAAAUAUAAAAUAUAUAAAACAGAAAAUGAUGAUGAAGCAAUGCAACUUAUAGAAGAUAUGAAAUUAACCCAAAGACAUAAUAAUGAAAUCAGGCGUCUUUUAUGUGGGUUGGAACAUGAUCUCGCCGACAUUAUCAUAGAAGGUGACGAAGGAAGAACAACCCUCGAAUGUCAAGUAACAACCCUCGGAAGUCAAGAAACAACCCUCGAAAGUCAAGAAACAAACAUCGGAA